Messenger RNA from Asparagus officinalis (garden asparagus), 2762 nucleotides. RefSeq lists its product as uncharacterized. The record is from RefSeq and is a predicted model, not a curated record. Lineage: Eukaryota; Viridiplantae; Streptophyta; Magnoliopsida; Asparagales; Asparagaceae. The transcript has 5 exons. Bases 599 to 2605 code for a protein of 668 amino acids.
AGAUGUGAGAGAUGGCAGCGACAGGGAGAAAGCAGCAGAUGGUUGCCGUGCCCUGCAACUGACUCUCUCUAGCUACUGUCCAUUUCUUUUUCUUUUUCUUUUUUAAUUUUUUUUCUAUAUCUCUCUCUCUCUCUCUUUUGGAAGCAGGGGCUGACGAUUGGGGGAAAAAAGAAUUAGCAAAGAAGAAGGAGACUCGUAAUUAUUUCGAUCCCUUUCUUUCUCCAUCCUUUCGCCUCCGCUCGUCUCAGAUUUCCUCCGACUUUCUUCCCUCUUUUUCGUGUCGAUUGGGUACCCCCACUCCUUUGAUCUCAGGUGCCCAGCCCAGCCCAUUAAUAAGGUCAGUUUUCACGUGCUUCUCUCCGUCGGAAGUCUAAAUUGGGUUAAAUUUUUUUUGGUCUUCUUUUCCCCCUGGCCCAUGUGGUACAAUUAUGUUACUACUCCUCCUCCUCAUCCUCGGGUUCCUGCGGAUUUUGAUUAGAUUGCGUGCGUGAUUGAAUCCUAUAGAGAGAGAGAGAGAGAGAGAGGUUCGUGUGGUUUUGAGGUUUUGCGUGCUGAGUUGGAAAAGAAAAAGAAAAAGAAAAAGAAAGCGGGGAGGGAGAUGAGAAUGACGAUGAGCGGUGAUCUGAACCUGAACCAGUUUGGUGAUUCGUUGAAGGAGGGGGUGAAGCAAACUAUGCUUCGGCAAGAGAUUACAUUUAAGUACCAGGUCCGGGAGCUCCACCGCCUGUACUGGACCCAGAAGAAUCUGAUGCGAGAACUUUAUCGAAGAGAGGUAGAAGAAGCGAAAGAGUUUAGGAAAGGAGCGCCUCCUCAAUCUUGGGUGGUGAGUCCGGCAUAUGAAGGCAAUGUUGUCGUUACUUUAGGAGAGGUAAAGGGAAAUUUCGUCGGUAUGAGUGACUAUAGGCGCACAGGUUUUAAUCUAGAGCUUCCAGCCGACGUUUACGUUGCGAAUUCUGCUAAAAAUCCCAAUACUAUGCCUAUGGAGCUCAUUAGACCAGGAUGUAGUACUAAAGUGGCAAUUGAGGAGAAGGGAGGCGGUGUGAUACCCCUGCUUGAUAAAGGGAAGAACUUGCAUUGCUGUGAGGUUAUUGAUUUAGAAGAUACUGUGGAGAAGGAAUCUCGCGUUGAACCUCGUGGAAUUUCCUUCAAUAGCUUCAGAUUUCCUGCCAAAGCCCGUGGAGUGACGAGUAGUUCUCAGUCGGAUAUUGCUUCUGAUAGGGCUUCAUCUGGCAGAGUUCAGAAUGAAUCCAGUUUCGUGCCCUGUUCCUCAAAUAAGGAAUCUGGGUUUGUUCCUGAUCUGAAUCUUUUGCACGAGGCUGAUUCUUCGGGUGCUGAUGGCAAUGAAUCUUGUGUUGCUGGUCUUGUUGAGGUGUCACGGCAACCUCAGUUGUCCAAACCAAUGCUUAUUGACCUUAACAUACUUCAAGAUAAUGAAACUUCUCGUGCUAUAAAUGAUACAAUGCUCACCUUUUCCGCUCAAUCCUCAAGCUCAUCAGUUGUUCAAAACGAACUUCUUUGGGACAACAAUCGCCUCAAACAAAACUCUGUUUGUCUGAAUUCCGAAGCUCCUGAUUCUGCCUCCAGAGGAAAGAGCGGCGACUGGUCAUUUCCUGGCUGUCAUGAUUCACAGAGGUCCAAGGUUUCAAAUUCUGACAUGCAACAAGAUAGUGAAGAGGGCAAUAAAGUUGGGGGAUCCAACUCCACAAAGCUAACAGAAUGUUGUAGGAAAUCCAUGGAAGGCAUCUCCAGUGUUUCUAAUGGAGAAUUAGCAAAUAGUGCGGAAGAAAUCACCCUCUCAUCUGGAGACCUCAAUAUCCCAGUAGAGGAGAAUGAAGAUCUUGCAUCCGGCAUGUUGCAUUCCAUUACUCGUGAUGACAGAAGGCAGGAUUCGAUUGUCAAGGCCGACAACGUUGUAGAAGACAAGCAAGCAAAUAACAGGAGAAGUGAAGAUGACAUGGUCAUGGAUGGAGAACUCGUGGGAAGCAAACCUGAUAUCCUUACUGGAAGCAGUGAAUGCGUCUCCAUGGGUAAAAUUAUAGAUGAAAAUUCUGGAACGACACGGUUACAAAACAUGAGUGUUGAAAGUUCAGUAGAAAAAUCAUGCAGUGUUGAACAAGAACAGGAUCAAGAUUGUCCAGUCAUCGGUGCUGCUGAGAUACUCACUGGUAUUUCUCUAGCCCCACCAUCAUCCAUGCUAAAGCAGAUCAAUAGCACUAGAUUGGCGGACACUUUGACCAAUAAGGAUGAGAAAGAGCAGCCUCAGUACUCAUCUGAUUCUUUCGAGACCCUGACCCUACAGCUGCCUGAGGUCGCAAGUGACGAGCACUUGAUGCCAACAAGACGGCCUGAGGGGGACAACUCAGGAGAGGGGUCAAGCGGGGUUAACAAGCUGAGGAGGGGGAGGGGGAGAGUGGUAAGGGAUUUCCAGAAGGACAUACUGCCUGGGAUGGUGACCCUCUCGAGGCAUGAAAUCUGUGAAGACAUGCACAACAUUGGUUAUGAGCUUAGAAAGAACGGGUCCAGGAGAGCCAACGGCGGGAAUAAUUGGUUGGUGCCCGUUAGGAGUAGGAGGUCAAGGCGUCAUCCUGCUGGCCGCAAGAACUGAGAGUUGCAGAUAGAUUCAGAGUAGAAGCUGAGUGCUUUUGUGUAUAAGGUGGUUAAUUUAUGACAGAGAGAGGGAGGGAGAGAACAUUAACAAAUGAGUUUCCUAUAGUUCUGUGGAUAUACAUAUAUAUGUUAGUGAGCCUCCCAUGUUUAGGUUA